AGAGGGAAAGAUGUGGAAGACUUCCCUGCUGCCCAAGGUCCUGACUUUGGGCCUCCUGGGCCUCCUGAUUCAAGCCCCAGGACAUCAUGCAAAUGACCUCAUCAGGACCACUGAGUCUGGACAGAUCCAAGGAACUCAAGUCAAUAUCAAGGGGAUUGACAAAGGUGUCAAUGUUUUCCUGGGAAUCCCCUUUGCCAAACCCCCUGUGGGGUCACUGAGGUUUUCUCCUCCACAACCACCUGAUUCAUGGAGCAAUGUGAGAGAUGCUGCUUCUCAUCCACCCCCGUGCUUGCAGGAUCCCACUCUCCUAGAAAAAACAGCAAAUAUCAUGAAAUUAAACAUCACCAUUCCUGCCAGUUCUGAAGACUGUUUGUAUCUCAACAUCUAUGUUCCUGUCCAUGCAAAGGAGGGGGAUGGCUUGCCGGUGAUGGUGUGGAUCCACGGUGGUGGUCUUAUUGUUGGUGGUGCUUCCUUAUAUGAUGGUUCGGUAUUGUCUGCUUCCCAGAAUGUGGUAGUGGUCACUAUCCAGUUCAGGCUGGGUCUCCUUGGGCUCUUCAGCACUGGGGAUGAGCAUGCACCUGGCAACUGGGUUUUCCUGGAUCAGGUGGCUGCCCUGAGGUGGAUCCAGAACAACAUUGUCCACUUUGGAGGAGAUCCUGGCCGUGUGACCAUCUUCGGGGAGUCUGCCGGGGGAAUGAGUGUUUCUUCACAUGUUCUGUCCCCCUUGUCCAAAGGCUUGUUCCACAGAGCAAUCAUGCAGAGUGGUGUGGCCAUCUUUCCUGGCAUGAUUUCUUCCAUUUCAGAAACGGUUGUGAAUGUCAUUGCCAAUCUGUCUUCUUGUGAUAGACAUGAUUCUGCCUCCAUGGUUCAGUGCCUUAGGAGCAAGUCUGAGGAUGAGAUUCUGGCCAUCAACAAGCAUUUCAAGAUGAUCCCUAGUGUAGUUGAUGGGCAAUUCUUCCCCAAACACCCUGAAGAGUUGCUGGCUGCGGGAGAGUUCCACCACAUCCCUUCCAUCAUCGGUAACAACAACCACGAAUUUGGCUGGGUUAUUCCUGUGGAAAUGGACAUCUCUGGAUUUAAGGAAAACAUGGAUAAAAACAGUAUCCAAUCAGCAAUGCAAAGUCCAUUUGUGGGUUUUCCUCCUGAGCUUGUGCAUUUGAUGAUGGAAGAGUAUUUCAGAGAUACUGAGGACCCUGGAGAAUGUCGAGCUCAAUUUCAGGAAAUGAUGGGGGAUAUGAUGUUUGUUAUUCCUUCCCUCAAAGUGGCCAAGUAUCAACACAGUCCCAGCUCUCCGGUCUACUUUUACGAAUUUCAGCAUAGACCAAGCAUGUUCAAUGGAGUGAAGCCGGAUUUUGUGAAAGCUGACCACAGUGAUGAUGUUCCUUUUGUCUUUGGACUGCCUUUUUUAGGAGAGGCAACAGAAGAAGAAAAACUCCUGAGCCACAGGAUAAUGAGCUACUGGGCAAACUUUGCUCGUCAUGGGGACCCAAAUGGUGGAGACCUUUUUCACUGGCCAGUCUAUGGCCAAAAUGAAGAGUACCUACAACUGAAUUUGCAGUUGUCUGUGGGAAAGAGCCUGAAGAAGGAUGAGUUUGAGUUCUGGACCAAAACUUUGCCUCAGAAGAUGAAGGAAUUACAGCCCCAAAAAUCCCGAGUAGAGUUGUGAUUCCCUAAGCAUAACUAUUUUUAUAAUUGUUGCAGACAAAUUACACCCAAUCCUUUCCUUUGAGCAAUUCCUUGAUCUGAAUUAAAGGAUAAAUGCAGCUUUCAGUGAAA
Messenger RNA from Trichosurus vulpecula (common brushtail), 1776 nucleotides. Its product is annotated as cocaine esterase-like. The coding region runs from base 11 to 1666 and encodes 551 amino acids. The transcript has 13 exons. The record is from RefSeq and is a predicted model, not a curated record. NCBI's taxonomy places the organism in Eukaryota, Metazoa, Chordata, Mammalia, Diprotodontia, Phalangeridae.